CUGGGCAGGACUCCAAAGGUGCAGCAGCAGCAACAAGCCGGAGUUCAAAGUUAGCAGUAAAUUGCACAACUUCUAGCUCAUCGCUACGCUCAGUGACUGUUAACAAGCUGGAAGGCAGGCAGGGAAGGGAAAAAAGGAGGGUAGAAGGGAACACCCUCGAACUGUUUGGGGAUCGUUGAUGUUAUGCUUCUGCCGCUGGGAUCAUGGCUCCGUUUGGAAGGAAUUUAUUAAAAACUCGGCAUAAAAACAGGUCUCCCAACAAGGACAUGGCUUCAAACGAAAGAGAGAUUGUGGUUUGGGUUUGCCAGGAAGAAAAGAUCGUGUGCGGCCUGACAAAGCGCACAACUUGUGCAGAGGUGGUUCAGGCGCUGCUGGAGGACCAUCAGACAACAUUUGGAGACAAGAAAGUCCUCUUUGGCAAACACAGCGAUUACUGCAUUGUUGAAAAAUGGAGAGGCUCGGAGCGAGUUCUUCCUCCCUUGACCAAGAUCCUGAGACUUUGGAAGGCCUGGGGGGAGGAGCAGUGUAAUUUACAUUUUGUGUUGGUGAAGUCAGAUGCUUUCCUCUCCUUUCCAUUAUGGAAGACAGCUGAAGCUAAGGUAGUACAAAAUGUAGAAAAACAGUGGGAGCUCAGUCCAGCAAAUUACAUGAAGAUGUUGCCAAUAGACAAGCAAAAGAAAAUUGUGAGAAAGACUUUCCGGAAACUGGCCAAGCUUAAACAGGACAGUGUGCAGCAAGAGAGAGAUAAUAUGGAAACACUGAUUCAUCUGAUCAUUUCUCAAGAUCAUACCAUCCAUCAGCAAGUCCUUAGAAUGAAGGAACUAGACAUGGAAAUUGAAAGAUGUGAAGCAAAAUUCCAUCUAGAUCGUGUGGCCAACGAUGGGGAAAAUUAUGUGCAGGACUCUUAUCUGAUGAUCUAUCCAAGUGAGGCCGAGCAGCAAGGGAGAAGGCCAGACGAUCCAAAAGAAGUGCAUGACUACUUGAGCAAAAGCGAGGGAAUUUUACAGGUUGAAGAGAGACUGAAGCAUCAUAAGCAGUUAAUAGAGAAGCUGUGUGCUGAAAUUGAGAGAGAGGUGCAUGGUAAAUGCACGGAAAGAAACGGAGAUGAUGAUCGCGCAGAAGGAACUGCCAACGCUGAGCUGGAGAGCUCCAGUUUGGAAAGCGUAAAAUACGAGCUGGAAAAGAGCGUGAAAGAUGGUCUGAGAAUCAACUCAUACCUAAGCUGCAUUCAGAAAGAGCUUACCUACAGAGACUCGCUGCUUCAAAAGAAGGAGAAAGAAUAUGAACUUCUUACAGAAGAAUUUAAUUUACUACAUGCAAAAGACAACGUUGAAACCAGGGGUCCAUCCAGUGAAGAACCGUCCAAAGGCAGUGACGUCUCCAGUAGCAGCACUGUUGUGCCUGACUUUGUUCAUAGAGUGACUACUCUGGACAUAAAUGAUACAGACUCGGACACUGGAAUCAGCUCCACGCACAGUCAGGACUCGGAAAUAACUUCAGGGGAGUUGGUACUGUUGUCGACAUAGUUAAAAACAGUCAUGCAUUUAGGAAAAGUUCUGGGGGGUGGAGGAUAUUUAUAAGAAUCAGUUAAACCUUGUGGCCUUGAAAGUUCAGCCCUGCCAAAUGUCAACUCUGUGGCACCUCUCUAGCAAAGCAAACAGUGCCUUACGUGCUUAAUAGCAUACUUGUGGACUUAGUAGCUUAAGCUUGUGGGCAUUCUGGUUGGUUAACUGCUAAUAGGUGCAAGCUUGUUGGCUUUGUUAAAUGAGGACAGACUCUUGAGAACUUGUUACAUUGAUACUCUGUGAAACAGGAGCAUUCUGACUGGCUUGGACUGAAAGUCUGGAGAUUUGAUAUCCUGUAGUCUUUGGGCUCACUGAUGCAUCUCUCUGACUACUUAGGAGAGUGGAUUAGAGGUUACAACAAACUAGACAGAGAGCUUGAUUUUCUGCACUGUUACAUUAGCUUUAUUCAGGUGGAAUCUCCCUACCGUGAAGCUGCUGUAGAGGAUUAUCUAAUCAAUAUGUAAGCUGUUAAAAAAAUAGGUUUUUAAUAUUGCAGGACAAACGAAAUGCAGUUGCAUUUGUGCUGUGUAUUUACCUUUUGGUUUGACUUAUCAGGAUGAUAUUUUCAGAAGAAAACACCCAAGUGCCUUUUCAGAAAUUGCCUUACACAGACAGAUUCUUAAUCUCCACUUGCUUUCAGCAGCAUUUAACCGCUUUGAAGAUCCUUAAAACACCCCUACUUAUCUGCUGUUACCCUGGAGUUGCCCCAGUGAUGCUUAAGUCCACAUAGUCCCUGCCAGCGGGCAUGUCAGAACUGCUUACGUCCUGCUUCUGUGAGACGCUCAAAUCCCAAGCUCACGCCUAACCCCAGGGGCAUUUUCAGCAAGGCUUUCUCUUGCUUAUCUUACCAGUCAGAUCCAGUGUCUUAGACCUUCCUCACAUCCUGACUACCAAAUAAAGCAUAACAGAAGGGACAGGCAGGGACCAGACAUUUUUGGCUCUGGGUAGACACUGUUUCCCAGUAGUCACGUAGUUACUAUUUUUCACGUAGCAGGUAGGAUGUCAGAUCUCUUUUCAUGCUGUUUUGGAGCAGGAUUGGGGACUUUUAAAUCUUACUUUUUUAGGCGAGGACUUUGAGAUACAACUAGAGCUGAUCUACUUUAUAUAACUAAGUAAAUAUUGAGGCCCAGAAGGAAAAACAACAAGAGAGAGAAUGCAAAACAUGAGAAUUUAUAUCCAUGCAAUGAAGCCAAACGAUUGCAUUUAGGAUGUGGUAGUCAAUCUCAAACCCUUCUGCAGCACCUUGCUGUGAAUCCAAAGCAAAGGCGUCAAAACUGAGGUGCUGUCCUCAGUUACCAAGCAAGAUCAUAAACUCUGAGCUAGCCUCUGUUAACAGUACAUGAGUAGUUUCUGAGUUAAAAGUUUCUGGGUUAAAGUAGUUUCUGGAUUAAAGGGAUGGAAUGGAGAAAAGAGUUGCUGUGUUUCCAAGCAAGGUUUAGCUCUAGCAAAAUUCAGGCAGAUUCUGGAAUGAAAAGUAUACAAAGGAAAUGAACAAGGGGAACAUGUAAAACAUAUUCAGAUUAACACUGCUUUCCUUAUCUGGGUUUUUCUUCUCUUAAAUGUCUGUCACUUACCUGUUUUCCGAGAUGACCACAGUGCUAGGACUGCUCAUUAGGACAUAUCCAAUGCUGGAAGAAAAAGAAGCAACAGCAGCAACAAAAGAAAAAAAAGAAACUGAAACCAACC
This is a messenger RNA of Pogoniulus pusillus (Red-fronted tinkerbird), 3251 nucleotides long. RefSeq names its product Ras association domain family member 9 (gene RASSF9). The coding region runs from base 204 to 1526 and encodes 440 amino acids. Gene Ontology annotation, cellular component: trans-Golgi network transport vesicle membrane; cytosol; recycling endosome. Gene Ontology annotation, biological process: signal transduction; intracellular transport. The record is from RefSeq and is a predicted model, not a curated record. Lineage: Eukaryota; Metazoa; Chordata; Aves; Piciformes; Lybiidae. The transcript is spliced from 2 exons.